Molecule: messenger RNA, 2537 nt
Organism: Vanrija pseudolonga
Lineage: Eukaryota; Fungi; Basidiomycota; Tremellomycetes; Trichosporonales; Trichosporonaceae
Gene: SPAC869.05c
Product: putative sulfate permeasec
Exons: 3
Coding region: 201-2537 (778 amino acids)
Biological process (GO): transmembrane transport
Cellular component (GO): plasma membrane
Molecular function (GO): sulfate transmembrane transporter activity
Source: RefSeq, a predicted model, not a curated record
CCAGCAUUCCCGUCUACGCCGUACCCAGCAGCUCCUCCUCCUCCUCCUCAGCAUCGGCUGGCCCAUCAUCACACGCCUCAUCCGUUAGACAAGGCAAGCAGCGUGCAACCGACACCAGCCCACCACCUCCACCACCGCGGCACUACUACUACUCCUCACCACCAACAGAGUCCACCCGCCUUCUAGGCAACUCGCCCACCAUGGUGUCGUACGAGUCGAUCAAGCACAAGCUCAAGAAGAUCGGCGGCUUUGAGGACGACACUCCUCCCUCCAUCACUGUCACUCAGUACAUCAAGAACAACAAGCGCUCCAUCUUGCCCUCGAUCAAGGCCUACGUUCUCUCCCUCUUCCCCUUCCUUUCAUGGCUCCCUCGUUACAACCUCACCUGGCUCUAUGGUGACCUCGUCGCCGGUAUCACUGUCGGCAUGGUCCUGGUCCCUCAGUCCCUGUCCUAUGCCAAGCUGGCUCAGCUCCCUCCCGAGUAUGGUCUCUACUCGUCCUUCAUUGGUGUCUUGACCUACGCGCUGUUCGCCACGGCCAAGGAUGUCUCGAUUGGUCCCGUCGCUGUCAUGUCGCUCGAGACGGGUGUCAUCAUCAACGCCGUCCAGAAGGCCCACCCGGGCCUCUACACUGCCCCGGAGAUCGCCACUUGCCUGGCCUUCAUCUGUGGCUUCAUCGUCCUCGCCAUUGGUCUCCUCCGCAUCGGAUGGAUCAUCGAGUUCAUCCCCCAGCCAGCCGUCUCGGGUUUCAUGACCGGCUCGGCCCUCAACAUUGUCUCUGGCCAGGUCCCCGCCCUGCUCGGCACCUCCAAGCUCUUCGACACGCGUGCUGCCACUUACAAGGUCAUCAUCAACACGCUCAAGUACCUGCCCAAGGCCGGUCUUGACGCUGCCUUUGGUGUCUCGGCUCUCGCUCUUCUGUACUUUAUCAAGUGGUCGCUCGACUACGUCCAGAAGCGCAGCCCCAAGUGGCGCCGUGUCGCCUUCUUCGCCCAGGCGCUCCGCCACGCGUUCGUCAUCAUCAUCUUCACCAUCAUCUCGUGGCGCAUCAACAUCCACCUCAAGAAGCCCCGCAUCUCCCUCGUCGGCACCGUCCCCACCGGUCUCCGCCACGUCGGCCAGCCCAAGAUCACCAAGGAGCUCAUCGGUGCCCUCGGCAGCCACCUCCCCGUUGCCACCAUCAUUCUUCUCCUCGAGCACAUCUCCAUCUCCAAGUCGUUCGGUCGUCUUAACGGCUACAAGAUCAACCCCAACCAGGAGCUCAUCGCCAUCGGUGUCAACAACACUGUCGGCUCCGUCUUCCAGGCCUACCCCUCGACUGGCUCCUUCUCGCGCUCGGCCCUCAAGUCCAAGUGUGGUGUGCGUACCCCUGCUGCCGGUAUCCCCACUGGUAUCGUCGUCAUUGUUGCUCUGUACGCCGUCGCCCCCGCUUUCUACUGGAUUCCCAACGCCGCUCUCUCGGCUCUGAUCAUCCACGCCGUGGCCGACCUUGUCGCCUCGCCCGCCCAGUCGCUCGGCUUCUGGCGUGUCUCGCCCCUCGAGUACCUCAUCUUCGUCGGUGCCGUCAUAUGGUCGGUCUUCUACACCAUCGAGUCGGGUAUCUACUGGUCGCUCUGCUCUUCCGUCGUCCUCCUCCUCUUCCGCAUUGCCCGCCCCAAGGGCCACUUCCUUGGCCGCGUCCGCAUCCGCCCCGAGGGUGGCAAGCCCGACGAGGUCCGUGACGUCUUCGUCCCCCUCGAGGGCCGUGGCGGCGUUACCAACUCGGACAUCCCCGUCGAGGGCCCUCCCCCCGGUGUCAUCAUCUACCGCUUCGAGGAGUCGUUCCUUUACCCCAACGCCUCGUACAUCAACGACCGUCUUGUCAACUACGCCAAGGAGCACACUCGCCGCGGCAAGGACUACUCGACCAUCUCCAAGGGUGACCGCCCGUGGAACGACCCCGGACCCAAGAAGGGCGAGGAGCUUUCCGAGUCGGACAAGCACAAGCCUCUUCUCCGCGCCGUCAUCCUCGACUUCUCGGCCGUCGCCAACGCCGACACGACUGGUAUCCAGAACCUCGUCGACGCCCGCAAGGAGGUCGAGAAGUGGGCUGACCGCCACGUCGAGUUCCACUUCACUGGUAUCCUCUCGCCUUGGAUCCGUCGUGCGCUUAUUGCUGGUGGCUUUGGCCGCGCCCACGCCCAGGGCGUCUCGCACCCUCUCGAGGUCGCCCCCGUCUCGCGCUCGUACGGCUUCAACGGCAACGACGCCGACCCCGACCACCAGCGCCCCGUGCCCGACGUCGAGGCCGCCGGCUCGCGCGCCAACUCGGACACUGGCUCGGUCGACAAGGCCCUCGACGGCAAGGCCCUCAACGAGGGUGUCGCCGUCGCCACCCUCCGCGGCGACGACCCCAACGGCCGCAAGUCGACCCACUCGCUCACCCUCCUCGACCAGCACACGCCCUUCUUCCACUUUGACAUUGAGGAUGCGCUCAACUCGCUCAACCUCCCCGAAGCGGAGGUCCACUCGCAGCACCACGUGCUCGAGGACGAGUAA